Messenger RNA from Cavenderia fasciculata, 1044 nucleotides. RefSeq lists its product as uncharacterized. The record is from RefSeq and is a predicted model, not a curated record. NCBI's taxonomy places the organism in Eukaryota, Evosea, Eumycetozoa, Acytosteliales, Cavenderiaceae. The coding region runs from base 1 to 1044 and encodes 347 amino acids. The transcript is spliced from 5 exons.
AUGGAUAGCGCAACAACAACGAAUAAUAAUACUACUACUAUCCCUGUAACAACAUUAAAUGAUGGAUACACAUUCCCAAAGAUAAUAGUUGGAUGUUGGCAAUUAUCUGGUGGGCAUGGAAAGAUUAAUAUAAAGAAUGCUUUAAAUGAUAUGGUAGAAUACGCUUCAAAGGGAUUAAAUACGUUUGAUCUAGCUGAUCAUUAUGGGCCAGCUGAAGAUCUAUUUGGUGAAGUUGUAGAACAAAUAAGAAAAGGACAUGUAAAAUUAAAUAUUGAUAAUUUCAAAGGAUUUACUAAAUGGUUUCCAAAACCAUCGAAAAUAACAGAAGAUGUUGUGGCAGCGGCCAUUAAAAGAUCGAUUACAAGAAUGAAAGUUAGUAGGAUAGAUUUACUACAAUUCCAUUGGUGGGAUUAUGACGAUGAAUCAUAUCUAUUGGCAUUAUCACAUCUAUCUAAACUUCAACAACAAGGUUCAAUAAGACAUAUUGGUUUGACCAAUUUCGAUACUGUAAGAUUAAAACAAAUUGUUGACAAUGGACACAAGAUUGCAUGUAAUCAAGUUAGUUAUUCAAUUAUUGAUCGUCGAGUUGAAAGAUCAAUGCAAACCUAUUGUCAAGAAAAUAAUAUUAAAAUAAUUGCCUAUGGUGUUUGUUUGGGUGGACUAAUAAGUGAAAAAUUUUUAGGAGUACCAGAACCAUCACAAGUAGCAUUAAAUACAUGGAGUUUAUCAAAAUAUAAAGAUUAUAUUAAUAGAUGGGGUGGAUGGCAUUUAUUCCAAGAUUUAUUAGAGGUAUUGAAAAAGAUUGGUAAUAAGCAUGGACAAGUAUCGAUACCAUUGGUUGCCAUUCGAUAUGUUUUGGAACGUCCUGGUGUGGGUGCUGUCGUUGUUGGAUGUCGUCUUGGUAUUUCCAGUCAUUUGGAUGAAUUUACCAAACAACUCUAUUCAUUCUCUUUGGAUCAAGAAGAUAUUCGUAAUAUUAAUAGUGUAGCAUUAAAAGGUGAUUGUUUACUUGGUUGGGGUGAUUGUGGUGAUGAAUUUAGAUAA